AAAGGGGAGGGGGUAUUUUCAAAAUUAACUAAAUUUAGGUUCGGAAAAGCCGAGCCUUAGGCUCGGACAUUCCUCGUUCACUUCACCGUUUUUCAAAAACAUAAAUAUCAAUCUUUUCACAAUUUUCUCGGCAGUACAGUCGUUUCUUUUUCACUCAGAGUAUUGGGUUGAUUGAAUCGGAGCUCUGAAUCAGAAAAUGGCCGAGCACGUUGAGAAUUCGGAUCCUAAAGGGGAGUCGUUGUUGGAGAAGAUCGCCGACAAGUUUCACGGUGACGAUUCCUCGUCGUCGUCGGAAUCAGAUACUGAGACGAAGAAACCGGCAGUGAAAUCGGAGGUUGAGCCGGAGACGGAGACGUUGAAGAACAAAGUUUGGAGGUUAUUCGGAAGAGAAAAACCGGUUCACAAGGUUUUCGGUGGAGGCAAACCUGCUGAUGUUUUCUUGUGGAGGAACAAAAAGAUAUCUGCUACUGUAAUUGGUGGAGCAACUGCUAUCUGGGUUCUUUUCGAAUUGCUCGAGUACCACCUGCUCACUUUAAUCUGCCACAUUUUGAUCAUCACUCUCGCAGUCUUGUUCUUGUGGUCAAAUGCAACCACCUUUAUUAACAAAAAACCUCCUCAUAUCCCAGAAGUCCACCUUCCAGAAGGCCCCAUCCUUCAGGUGGCUUCUGCCCUGAGGAUCGAAAUUAAUCGCGCUCUUGAUCUACUGAGAGAAAUUGCAUCAGGGAGAGAACUGAAGAAGUUUCUUGCUGUGAUUGCUGGUUUGUGGAUCCUCUCAAUUGUUGGUAGCUGGUGCAACUUUUUGACUCUGUUCUAUAUAUCAUUUGUGCUCCUCCACACCGUUCCUGUUAUUUAUGAGAAAUAUGAAGAUAAAGUGGAUCCAUUAGCCGAGAAAGCAAUGCACGAGAUCAAGAAGCAAUAUGCUGUGUUUGAUGAAAAGGUUUUGAGUAAAAUUCCAAGAGGACCACUGAAAGAUAAGAAGAAAGAUUAGAUGUGGUGGUGCUUCGUUCCGCUAGAAAGGUUUCAGAAUGUGAUAGUACUUCUCUUGUAUUUACGUGAGGCUGAGUGUUAUCCUUGUAUUUGGGGUUUUAUUAAUUGGGGAUAAAUCUAGAAACAGUUGGGAGGUUUAGUCUGUUAGGUGUGAGUCUGUAUCUGACUGUCGUUUCACAAGAUGUCAUUGUAUAAGUUCAACAAAAUUUACAUUGUGUUCUUCUGCAUUUGUUUGUAUUGCUUUCACUUGUAUCAAAGCUGGGAUGGUCUAACCUGUUUGAUCCAU
Solanum lycopersicum (tomato) is the source of this 1273-nucleotide messenger RNA. RefSeq names its product reticulon-like protein B1. NCBI's taxonomy places the organism in Eukaryota, Viridiplantae, Streptophyta, Magnoliopsida, Solanales, Solanaceae. The record is from RefSeq and is marked validated.